Molecule: messenger RNA, 1092 nt
Organism: Amphimedon queenslandica
Lineage: Eukaryota; Metazoa; Porifera; Demospongiae; Haplosclerida; Niphatidae
Exons: 2
Coding region: 1-1092 (363 amino acids)
Biological process (GO): DNA integration
Molecular function (GO): nucleic acid binding
Source: RefSeq, a predicted model, not a curated record
AUGUUCGGUUGCAGUAAUUUAACAAUAGAAAGAAGGAUGAAGGAAUACCAGAUCUCUAUCUUCAAUUCAAGUACUAUCAGUGAUGUUGAUCUUGAUUCGCAUGUCAGAGAGAUUACUAAUCUAUUCCCAAGGUGUGGUGAGAAAACCGUUUGUGGCAGACUAAGGAGCUGUGAUAUUAGAGUGCCUCGUCAGAGAUUAAGGGAGUCCUUACACAGAGUCGAUCCAUCUGGCAUCAUUAGUCAUUGUAAAGGCAUGCUACACAGAAGGAAGUAUCAAGUCCCUUGUCCAAAUGCAUUAUGGCACAUUGAUGGCUACCAUAAAUUGGUUCGUUGGAGGUUCAUCAUUCAUGGUGGAAUAGAUGGCUAUAGUAGGCUAAUCACCUACUUAAAAGUUGCAACCAAUAACCAAUCAUCAACUGUAUUGAAUGCAUUCAUUCAAGCAGUCCAAGAAUUCGGUUUGCCAUCUCGUGUUCGUAUGGACAGAGGAGGAGAAAAUAUUGAAGUUGUCCGUUACAUGCUAAAUCAUGUAGAUCGUGGUCCUGGUAGAGGUAGUGCCAUCACAGGCUGUAGUACCCAUAACCAACGUAUUGAGAGACUUUGGCAUGACCUUUAUAGUGGAUGCAUAUCUUUCUUCUAUUCCUUCUUUUACUUUUUGGAAGAUGUUCAAUUGUUAGAUGUUGAUGAUCCGAGAGACAUGUAUGCCCUCCACUUUGUAUUUGUGUCUGUUAUACAAAGGCACUUGGAUCUUUUUAGAAGUGGGUGGGCCCAGCAUUCCAUACGUACCGAACAUAGCAAGACUCCCACUCAACUUUGGAUAGCUGGGCUUCAUCAAACUCAACAUGAAGAAGUUAUUACGGGUUUAACAGCUGAUUGGGACAACUAUGGUAUUGAUUGGGAUGGCCCCGUCCCACUUGUUAAAGACUAUGUUGUGCAGGUUGCAGAAGUCAGUGAACUGUUAACUCAUGAUCAGAAGGCAGAGCUACAACAGCAGUUAAACGACCUUGAUUUAAACUUAUUCUCACAAGUAGACAUGCUUCGUCAGUAUGUGGUUACUAAACUAUAUAUAUUAAAUUACAAUGAAACUGUCCUUUAA